CUUUACGAUAGUAGGUACUUACUUAGAAACCUAAUAAUCUUUUGAAUUAAGUAUCAGAAUAAAAUUAUAAUUAUUAUUUAAAAAUCGCCAUGGAUAAAUAUGUGACAAGAGAAAGACGAUUGGAUGCAGAGUACCCCAAGGGAAAUCAGAUGAUUGCGUUUUCAGCAACUAGCGCAGGAAAUAAUAUUACUAUGUAUCCAGUGCAAAACCCAGGACAUCGUAUUGCUCCCAAUGUGCAACAUUAUUAUGGUGCUCCUAUAAAUACGCCGAUUGCAACAUAUGGGCAAAACGUUCAUAAUCAAGGACAAUUUGUUUCUGGAAUAGAUCCAAAUUAUCUUGCAGCGUAUAAUGACAAUAAUGGACGUUAUGUGGCAGCUGCACCGGGUAAGCAAAAUCCAUCAGAGAUGAGCUCAUAUCGAGGGAGUGCGUUUCACGAUUAUCAUAAUCGUUAUAUCGACGAUGAAAAGUUUGAAGCUUAUAAUCGGUCCCCCGCGGCAGUGCCGGCUGGAAUACAAAAUAAACAUAAACCAACAGAGACAAGUCCAUAUCCAGUGAAUGCGUAUAACGAUUACCAGAAUCGUUUUACCGACGAUGCAAAAUUCGAAGCUUAUAGUAGCCCAACCGGUACGGCUGGUAUGAAUGUUCCUGAAAUAUCAAAGAAAGUAAGUUAUGAGGACAUUAAUAUACGUGACAACAGGCCUCAAAAUACCAAUGCCAAGGUGAUGACUAAGCCAAAAGAUCAGCAUGAAAAGUUGAAUACAACAUCUAUUCUUAUUAAAUCUCGAUCUGAAAAACUUAAGGAACUUCAUAAGAGUGGGCCACGGGUAUUUUCUGGGCCGGUCGAAAAGGUUAUGAAGUGGCACAAGUCAUUACAAGAUAUAGGAAUUCUUGUACUCUAUGAAGUUGUUGCCAAAUGUGUAUCCGUAAGAAGCGGGGAGUCCUGUUCUAAAAACUUGGUUAUUAGAGAUGAUAACGGUCCAGCCAUGCAAGUGGUUUACUACGAAAUAGACUAUCUCAUGCCAGAACUGAAGCCACCGUGCACCGUUCGUGUAAUCGGACGUAUGCUAGCUGGUACCAAUAGAUUGCAUGCUUUCAACGUGCGAAUGGCGACUGGUGACGAUGUGGCUACGUUGCCGAGACGUGCUGCGGUUGGAGCUCAUCAUGUCGCAAAACUGUGUAAAGAAUACGGACCUGCUAAUGAAAAGGCCUAAUUUUAUUUUAUUAUUACAGCUUUUGUCCAAAUUUAUUCUGAUUUGUAACUCAAAUAAUAAAGAUGUGUUCAAUUGAAAA
Molecule: messenger RNA, 1290 nt
Organism: Leptidea sinapis
Lineage: Eukaryota; Metazoa; Arthropoda; Insecta; Lepidoptera; Pieridae
Exons: 11
Coding region: 90-1211 (373 amino acids)
Source: RefSeq, a predicted model, not a curated record